Molecule: messenger RNA, 8442 nt
Organism: Silurus meridionalis
Lineage: Eukaryota; Metazoa; Chordata; Actinopteri; Siluriformes; Siluridae
Product: MAM and LDL-receptor class A domain-containing protein 1
Exons: 37
Coding region: 86-7579 (2497 amino acids)
Cellular component (GO): membrane
Molecular function (GO): protein binding
Source: RefSeq, a predicted model, not a curated record
UGACAGUAGAAUUAAAUUGCCACAACUGUCACUGCUGAUUCUGGACUGUGGGUAGAAGCAAGAAAACUUAAAAAAAAAGGAUACAAUGGCAGGGCAUAUGUGGCUUUGCCUUCUUUUAAAAAGCUGCAUAAUUAUGAUGAUCACAGAAGCUUCACUAAGUAAGCCUUCAGUUAACCUACCUGAUUGGCAGCCAAAUGCAGAUUUUAUGACAAAGUGUGAUUUUGACAGUGAUCAGUCUCCAUUCUGUGACUGGAGUUCACAGGGAUUAAUCAGAAGUCAAGCAGGACAUGAGAAAUUCUACCUCUCGAGAGAUCCAAUGAGCCCUGUUGGUUGGUUAAAGAGCAAGGAUCUCUAUUUCUCUGGGGAUUCGUGUCUUGAAUUCUGGUAUUACAAACCAGGACAUGACAGCUCAGAACUGAGAGUACUAUUAAGUGAUGAUGGUCUCAAAACACAAAUUUGGAGCUCUGUGAACAAUGAGGGCCACACCUGGAGACAAGUUCUAAUACCACUGAGUUACUCAGAGAUUCGUGUUAAGAUUAUUUUAGAACUUACACAUAUUCAGGGAAUGGAAGAAACAGUUUUUGACAGGGUUGCAGUACAUCAGGGGCAGUGUGACUCUCAGUGCCAGCCAGGCACACAGUUCUGGACAGAUGAAUCCACUCAGUGCACCUGCAUUGAAAGUCAGCUGGCCUGUGCCAAAAUAGCCUGUGGGGAUGGUCACCCCUGCAAUAAAGCUGCUCUUUCCAAACGUUCAAGUAACUCAAACACAUAUGGCACCUGCAAAGUUACUAGUGACCUGCGAUUCACCACGUUUGAUGGGGUCAUAUCCCGUUUCAUGGGUCACUGUUUCCAUGUACUAACAAAGGUGUGCAAUGAGUCUAGCUUGCUUCCAGACUUUGUAGUGGAGGUGAAGAAUGAGCAAAUCGGCCAAUCACCUAAAUUCAAAAUCCAACAAGUGAAUUUAAGAAUGCAAAGUGUAAGAGUGACUCUGCAAAGACGAAACAAAAGAAAAAUCAUGGUCAAUGGUAUUUGGAAAAGUCUCCCCAUGAGUCUUGAUAAUGACACAAUAAAAGUCAGUUCUCAUGGACCAACUGUGGUGCUUCAGACAAACUUCAACCUCUCUAUUUCCUUUGCCAAAUCUGGUGCCCUUCAAUUAACCGUACCUAUGCAAUACUCAGACAAACUUUGUGGCAUGUGUGGCAACUUUAACAAUAUAAUGGAUGAUGAUAAGAACAUGCCAGGCAGUUCUCUAGUCAAGGACACCCACAUUCUGGGGCAAAAGUGGAAGAGUGCCAAUCCUCUCUGCCAGGAGCCCAUUGUACCAAACUUUUGUUCAGAAUCUGAGGAGCUGCAUUAUGCAAGCGAGGUUUACUGUGGAGUUCUGCUGUCCCAAAAUGGCCCCUUCUCUGAGUGCUCUUCUUCUCUUGACAAUUCAAACUUCUACAGGAGCUGUAUAUCUGAGAUGUGUACUACUUAUGAUCCUGAGGCCUUCUGUGAUAUCUUUCAAGCAAUUGAAAAAUCCUGCAGUGAAGUUGGAAUUUCUGUGACUGGCUGGAGAAAUGCAACUAAUUGUUCUCUGGCCUGUGGUCCUAACAGCCACUUUAAUGCCUGCUCCAGAGAUUGCCCUGCAACUUGUUCUGAUCUGGAUGCUGCAGAGGAUUGUGGCAGUUGUCAAGAGAGAUGUGAUUGUGAUUAUGGUUUCCUAUUAAGUGGUGGAAGGUGUGUACCUGCAGAAGACUGUGGUUGCUGGAUAGAUGGACAGCACUACAAGAGAGGAGAAACAUUUAUGGAAGGUGACUGUGAGAGGUUGUGCACAUGUGCAAGCAAUGGCAAUAUUCAGUGUUCACCUACUUCCUGCCUGGCCAAUGAAGUCUGUAAAGUCAAAAGUGGGGUCUUAGGAUGUUUCCCCUCCAAUCCAGUGACCUGCAGUGUCUAUGGUGAUCCCCAUUAUAUCACCUUUGACGGCAAGGCUUAUUCAUUCCAGGGAACCUGCAAUUACACCGUUGCUAAAACAUGUAGUGGUGAUGCAGUACGGUUCACUCUAACAGCACGGAAUGAGGACAUAAAAAACACAAAAUCUGCAUCUCUAAAUACUGUGGCACUAAAUUUGGAUGGCUUUCAUCUGACAAUUAAAAAGAACAAGCUGGUUUAUGUGAAUGGAGGUCAAAUCACUCUGCCUUUUUCACACAACACCUCAGUGCAUGUGUCCCAAAAAGGUCCAUAUGUGUUAGUGGAAACAAAGUUUGGUUUAAGAUUCUUGUUCAAUGGGAAUGACAGGCUCUUUGUGCAACUUGAUGAGAGACACAAGGGCAGUAUGUGUGGACUUUGUGGUACCUACUCUGGAAGCCAGUUUGAUGAUUUCUUGACACCUGAUGGCAAUGUAGUCCCGUAUUCACAUGAUUUUGCUAAUAGUUGGAAUACUUAUGACAAGGAAUGGCCUUGUGUCAACGGCUCCCAGGAUAAACCCAAAUGUUCACCUGAGCUAGAGAACAAAGGUAUUCAGGAGUGUAGUAAGUUAUAUGAAGAUGUCUUCAAAGACUGCCACUGGUUCGUGCCCCCCCAGAUCUAUGUGAACAGCUGUGUGGAAGACUAUUGCUACUCACAGGGGCAUCAGUUUCAGCUGUGCAAUUCUCUAGAAAAUUAUGUGGCAGCAUGUGAAGUGUCAGAGGUGUUUCUGGGAGCGUGGUGGAAGGGAACAGUCUGUGAGGUUCAAACUACACCACCAACGGAAGACACAAGCACCCCAACACCAUCACAACCCACCACCCCAAUUUGCAGUGCAAGUUGUUCAUGGAGCUGCAACUUUGACCAGGAUGAAUGUGGAUGGGAACAGUUAAUCCAGGACAGUUUUGAAUGGACACGAUGGUCUGGAUCAACACCUUCUGAUUUCACUGGUCCAAGCAGUGACCACACUACAGGAAGUGGUUUUUACAUGUAUACUGAAGGUGACGGAGUUUACCAUGGUGACUCUGCACGUAUGAUAAGUCCAGCAUGCAAUACUUUGGGCACCCAGUGCAUGACCUUCUGGUAUCACAUGUACGGUUGGGCAGCAUCCAUGAUGCUUAAUGUCUACCUGCUAGAACAGAACCGUGCCAUCAAAAUAUGGUCUAAAUCCAAUAGUCAGGGUAACCACUGGCACGAAGCACAAAUUGAGAUCAGCCCAAUGGGACCAUUCCAGAUUAUUGUGGAAGGCAUUAGGGGUUCAAAUAAUAAAUCAGAUGUAGCAUGGGAUGAUGUUACCAUAGUACAUGGAAAAUGUGGAGCAGUUAGCAUGAUGCCAGAACUUGAGGAACCAUCCCCAACUAAUGGAGGCUCCUCUAACACAGUGUGUGAAAUCAACUGCAAUUUUGACAGCAACCUUUGCACAUGGACUCAAAUGUUGACUGAUGCUUUUGAUUGGACGAGACAUAGUGGCCCCACCCCUACAUCAAAGACUGGGCCUUUGUCUGAUCACACUACAGGAUCUGGUUACUACCUGUACAUUGAGGGUGACAGCGCUCUACAUGGAGACACAGCACGACUUCUCAGUGAGGAAUGCACUCAUGUCCAACCGCAGUGUUUACAAUUCUGGUACCAUAUGUACGGCUCCAGCUGGACUAUGGGUCUAAGUGUCUACCUAUUGCAUGGGAAUGUGGCCCAGGAGGUCUGGAGUAAGAGAGAAGACCAGGGAAAUGCCUGGCAUCAGGCUCAAGUGAACAUCACACCCCAUGGCAAAUUUAAGAUUUUAUUUGAAGGACGCAGAGGAGACAAUGCUUGGUCAGAUGUGGCUUUUGAUGACGUGUCUAUACACAGAGGACCCUGUACAGAUUUAAUAAAUCAUCAGACUCUGUCACCCACACCUAAAAAGCCGACACUAAUUCCUGCAGUCACUAGCCCCACUACAAAGUCUGCAUUCUCACCUGUGUGCACAUUCAACUGCAAUUUUGACAAUAAUCUGUGCACAUGGAGUCAAAUAGCUACAGAUGUUUUUGACUGGACAAGACACAGUGGUCCUACUUCUACAGCAUUCACUGGUCCCUCAUUUGAUCACACAACAGGAACUGGUUAUUACCUGUACAUUGAGGGUGACAGCGCUCUACAUGGAGACACAGCAAGACUCCUCAGUGAUGAAUGCUCUGAUAUCCAACCCCAGUGUCUGCAGUUCUGGUACCACAUGUAUGGCUCCAGCUGGACUAUGGGCCUGAGUGUCUAUUUGCUGCAUGGGAAUGUGGCCCAGGAGGUCUGGAGAAAGAGAGAAGACCAGGGGAAUGCCUGGCAUCAGGCUCAAGUUAACAUCACACCUCAUGACAAAUUUAAGAUUUUAUUUGAAGGACGUAGAGGCCACAAUGAUAGGUCAGAUGUUGCUCUGGAUGAUGUCACUUUACUCAGAGGACCCUGUGCAGGUUUACUGAAAGACCCGCUUGGUUCACCUGUUCCCGAAAUGCCAACCAUAAUCUCUCCAGUUAGCGAAACAACUACACACCUACAAUCACAUACAAGAACAAGUGUAGUUGCACCUGUUCAUAGAAACGGCCCUGUACUAGUGAGGUCUAAUUCCUCACCGGUUUGUGGAAUGAACUGCAACUUUGACUACAAUUUGUGCACAUGGACUCAAUUAUUGACCGAUGUUUUUGAUUGGACAAGACAACAAGGCUCCACCCCUACAUUAAUGACUGGUCCAUCCUCAGAUCACACAACGGGAGCUGGUUAUUACCUGUACAUUGAGGGUGACAGCGCUCUACACGGAGACACAGCAAGACUCCUCAGUGAUGAAUGCUCUGAUAUCCAACCCCAGUGUCUGCAGUUCUGGUACCACAUGUAUGGCUCCAGCUGGACUAUGGGCCUGAGUGUCUAUUUGCUGCAUGGGAAUGUGGCCCAGGAGGUCUGGAGAAAGAGAGAAGACCAGGGGAAUGCCUGGCAUCAGGCUCAAGUGAACAUCACACCUCAUGACAAAUUCAAGAUUUUAUUUGAAGGACGUAGAGGCCACAAUGAUAGGUCAGAUGUUGCUCUGGAUGAUGUCACUUUACUCAGAGGACCCUGUGCAGGUUUACUGAAAGACCCACUUGGUUCACCUGUUCCCGAAAUGCCAACCAUAAUCUCUCCAGUUAGCGAAACAACUACACCCCUACAAUCACAUACAAGAACAAGUGUAGUUGCACCUGUUCAUAGAAAUGGCCCUGUACUAGUGAGGUCUAAUUCCUCACCGGUUUGUGGAAUGAACUGCAACUUUGACUACAAUUUGUGCACAUGGACUCAAUUAUUGACCGAUGUUUUUGAUUGGACAAGACAACAAGGCUCCACGCCUACAUUAAUGACUGGUCCAUCCUCGGAUCACACAACGGGAGCUGGUUAUUACCUGUACAUUGAGGGUGACAGCGCUCUACAUGGAGACACAGCAAGACUCCUCAGUGAUGAAUGCUCUGAUAUCCAACCCCAGUGUCUGCAGUUCUGGUACCACAUGUAUGGCUCCAGCUGGACUAUGGGCCUGAGUGUCUAUUUGCUGCAUGGGAAUGUGGCCCAGGAGGUCUGGAGAAAGAGAGAAGACCAGGGGAAUGCCUGGCAUCAGGCUCAAGUUAACAUCACACCUCAUGACAAAUUCAAGAUUUUAUUUGAAGGACGUAGAGGCCACAAUGAUAGGUCAGAUGUUGCUCUGGAUGAUGUCACUUUACUCAGAGGACCCUGUGCAGGUUUACUGAAAGACCCGCAUGGUUCACCUGUUCCCGAAAUGCCAACCAUAAUCUCUCCAGUUAGCGAAACAACUACACCCCUAAAAUCACAUACAAGAACAAGUGUAGUUGCACCUGUUCAUAGAAAUGGCCCUGUACUAGUGAGGUCUAAUUCCUCACCGGUUUGUGGAAUGAACUGCAACUUUGACUACAAUUUGUGCACAUGGACUCAAUUAUUGACCGAUGUUUUUGAUUGGACAAGACAACAAGGCUCCACCCCUACAUUAAUGACUGGUCCAUCCUCGGAUCACACAACGGGAGCUGGUUAUUACCUGUACAUUGAGGGUGACAGCGCUCUACAUGGAGACACAGCAAGACUCCUCAGUGAUGAAUGCUCUGAUAUCCAACCCCAGUGUCUGCAGUUCUGGUACCACAUGUAUGGCUCCAGCUGGACUAUGGGCCUGAGUGUCUAUUUGCUGCAUGGAAAUGUGGCCCAGGAGGUCUGGAGAAAGAGAGAAGACCAGGGGAAUGCCUGGCAUCAGGCUCAAGUGAACAUCACACCUCAUGGCAAAUUUAAGAUUUUAUUUGAAGGACGUAGAGGCCACAAUGAUAGGUCAGAUGUUGCUCUGGAUGAUGUCACUUUACUCAGAGGACCCUGUGCAGGUUUACUGAAAGACCCGCUUGGUUCACCUGUUCCCGAAAUGCCAACCAUAAUCUUUCCAGUUAGCGAAACAACUACACCCCUACAAUCACAUACAAGAACAAGUGUAGUUGCACCUGUUCAUAGAAAUGGCCCGGUACUAGUGAGGUCUAAUUCCUCACCGGUUUGUGGAAUGAACUGCAACUUUGACUACAAUUUGUGCACAUGGACUCAAUUAUUGACCGAUGUUUUUGAUUGGACAAGACAACAAGGCUCCACCCCUACAUUAAUGACUGGUCCAUCCUCGGAUCACACAACGGGAGCUGGUUAUUACCUGUACAUUGAGGGUGACAGUGCUGUUCAUGGAGACACAGCAAGACUUCUCAGUGAGGAAUGCACUAAUGUCCAACCGCAGUGUCUACAAUUCUGGUACCAUAUGUACGGCUCCAGCUGGACUAUGGGUCUAAGUGUCUACCUGUUGCAUGGGAAUGUGGCUCAGGAGGUCUGGAGAAAGAGAGAAGACCAGGGGAACAUCUGGCAUCAGGCUCUAGUGGACAUCACACCUCAUGGAAAAUUCAAGAUUUUAUUUGAAGGACGCAGAGGACACAAUGCUAGAUCAGAUGUGGCUUUGGAUGACGUUUUUAUACACAGAGGAACCUGUGCAGAUUUAAUAAGCCAUCAUACUGUUUCACCUGCACCUGAAAACCCAACACUAAUCCCUACAGAUGCCAACCCAACUACAAAAUCUGCAUUCUCACCUGUGUGUGCAUUCAACUGCAAUUUUGAUAACAACCUUUGCACAUGGAGUCAGUUAGUGACUGAUGUUUUUGACUGGACAAGGCACAGUGGUCCCACUUCUACAGCAUUGACUGGUCCCUCAUCUGAUCACACAACAGGGAGUGGUUAUUACCUGUACAUUGAGGGUGACAGCGCCACUCAUGGAGACACAGCACGUCUUCUCAGUGAGGAAUGCUCUGAUAUUCAACCCCAGUGUCUGCAGUUCUGGUACCACAUGUACGGCUCCAGCUGGACUAUGGGUCUGACUGUCUACCUGUUGCAUGGGAAUGUGGCCCAGGAGGUCUGGAGAAAGAGAGAAGACCAGGGGAACAUCUGGCAUCAGGCUCUAGUCGACAUCACACCUCAUGGCAAAUUCAGGAUUUUAUUUGAAGGACGCAGAGGACACAAUGCUUGGUCAGAUGUGGCUAUGGAUGAUGUCUUUUUCCAUAAAGGAACCUGUGCAGAUUUAAGAAAACAUUUGGUUGGUUCACCAGCACCUGCCACUACUGGACAGUGAACUCUAUAUUCUGCAAAAAAAAAAAAAGUCUGCAACUUUACUGUUUCUUAAAUAAACUAUUGCAGUUGCACCAUGCUUCAAAAACCUUCAGCAGCUGGACCAUAUCAUAUCACUACACUCUCUCAAAACAAUCUGAAAUUUUUGCUUAUCAAUUGUGCUUAAUUAAUCAGUGAUGUUGAUGUUUGUAUAAUUGUUUUAUUGUUAUCUAACAAAGUACAAUUAUUUUGUUACUGUACUUAUGUUAAGUUUGCAAGUAACUGCAUUUUAUAUGGCCUUUUCUUCCACAUUUUUUUCUACAUUUCAAAUGGAAAACCUUGUACUUUCUAUUCAGUAGUUAACAAGCAGCUGAAUAAAAUACAAACUCUAAUAGAUGGUAAUGGAUUGUUAAUAUAUUCUUUUAUAAAUUUUCAUUUGUAAUUAUACACAUGCAUGCAUACACAAUAUCCGCUUCAAUCUUAAAAACAGUACAUGAGGCUUAACAAUCCAUUUACAUUUAUAUUAUUUAGGCAAUUUUAAUAAUGACUGCUAUUAGCAUAGAAAUGCAAACUAUCCAUGCAGAUAUAGUCAUAACUUUCUUUGGUUCUAUAUAUUUAGAUAUUAUUUGUUCCAUUGUUUCAUUUUGUAAACUGGCAGUAACAAAAAGCAAGAGUGAAUUUGCAAACUACUUUUUUUUUUUUUCAUUUGAAAGCAUUUAUCCUUUUACUACAAUUUUCAUGAAUAAUUAUAAUUAUUACUGAUAAUGUUAAUUUUACUUGUACCACUUUUAAAGGACACAAAUGUGCAGCUGCAGAUCUAUAUAGCAUAGUGUAUCUCCACAGAAGAAUAAUGUUUUCUCAUUAAUAAAAAAAUGUUAGCAGGUUAUA